CGUUGGAGUUUACCGUCACUGUUUAUUAUUACAAAAAUGACAAAAAAAAUUGACACGGCAAAUCAAAUAUUUUUCAUGGCAAUUUAUGUUGAUGCGAGUAUGACAAAUUUAGUUUGGGAGCAUGGUAAUUUCCUGGCAGAAAAAUGAUCAUCCAUGGUGGAUUUACCAUGUUCGCAACUAAAAUUGUCACCUGGGCAAACAUAAUUUUUCAUGAAAAAUAUUCAAUUUGCCAAGCCUAAAAAUCUGACGUCCACUGGAUAUUCACAUCCUAUUAUUAUUACCACGAGUGCAAAAGCACCCACCACUAUUGACGCACACCCAUCUCUUAUCCAACUACCGAACUACGGAUAUCUAUAGCUUUGCGUUGAUAUAAUUGUUGCUGUUUGUGGGCAAAACGAGCAACCAUUAAAAUUCUGCAUAUUCGAAUUUGGAGAAACCAUUUAUUCGUUUGAAUGACCAUUUACUAUGGAACAGUUCAGUACAGUCUAUUGUAUAUAGGUAUCGAUGUAAAUUUCAAACUAUCAGUUCAAUGAAAUACCUUGCCCCACCUUAGUUCAACGAAAUGAAUUAACUUUUUAGAAGUGAUGUAAAUUCUCAAGCUUCAGUUCAUUUAGUUGAAGCAAGCAUGGUUGGAGGAAACCCUAAAGCUUCCAAAUUUGCAUGCCUAUACACAGAAGUUGAAUAGAUGGGCUUUGCAAGGUUUUUUUUUUUACAAACUAGGCCGACAACCAUCUGGAAAGCUAGUAGAGAACAAGAGAUUCAGCUUCUAAGUAAGACUCUAGCGAGCUGAAACUAUGACAUGUAAAUGAUGUCUUCUUUUUUCGAAACAUAAGGUAAACAAAUUACUGAACACGUUGCCAUAGUUUGAUUUAAGAUUGUUUUCAUCAUCACAGUAAUGUAAAGAACACAAUAUAGGAUUUGAGCCCUUGUGGGAUACAACCCAAGGUUUUGGAUCCCAAAUAGGCAAAUUUUCUUGUGGGUGGGCGAUAUUCCCAAUAACCACGGUUACCGAGAAAUACCGAAAAAAAUUCGAACGAAAUUUACAUUGAAUUUUGAAUUGAAACAAUUUUAAAUUAGGUAUAAUAAUAUAUUGAACUAAUCUGAUUCAGAAAGGAGGUAGUAUAGCUCAGUGGAUAUCCACUACGUGCGCCAUUAGAGCAUAUCCAAUAGAUGGUCCAAAUUUUGACGGUCCAAAAUCGAAAAUGUAAAUUUUGGACCGCCAAAAAGCGCGUUUUGGAGCUCCGAAAAAAGGCCAACUCCAACAGAUGGUCCAAAUUCAUGGUCCAAAAAAGCAACUCCAAUAGAUGGUCCGAAUUCAUGGUCCAAAACUGGCCAGCAGCCGCCCGACUGUUGUUCAGCCGCUGGCCACCGGUUGGAUUGGCUGCUGCGGACGGCUGCGGUCGGCUCCGGAUGGCGGCGGUGAUAAGAAAUGAGGUAGGAGGCCGGCCAAGAGGAGCUCGGCGGGCGGCGAAGACUAGUUCGGCAGCCGGGUGGAGGGCUUGGUGCGGCGGUCGUGUGGCCGGUGCAACGGCCGUGGACAUGCUCACGGCCGACGGGAGGAGGUCGGCGGCAGCCUAUAAGACCCGGCGAAGGCCUACCGCGGCAGCCGAACCACCGGAGGGACCGAAUCCCGCGCCGGCUGCCACCCGAUUCGGUGGCGUCCGGGCGGCGGCGGGGAGGCGACGGGGGCGACGGCGGCGGGGAUGUGGGAUGGUGGCGGCGCCGACGGCGAGGUUUUGGGCGGUCGCGGCGGCGGAUUCCGGCCGGCCUGUUCUUCGGGCGGCAGGACGGGCGCGGGCGGGAAAGGAAAUGAAGUGGCGGUUGGGCGUUCGCGGGCGGCGGCUGGUUUUGGACCAGAUGCAUCUUGUGAUGUAUAUUUGCACCGCUGGGUGUUGUAUUUUAUAUCACGAGGAGCCCGCGGUCCAAAUUUUCUUGCAUAUGGACCGUCUGUUGGAGCAGCGUUUUUUGUUCAAAACGAUUCAAAAAUUAGGUAUUUUUAUAUAUGAACCAUUUAUUGAAGAUGCUCUUAUCUGUGUAGAGGUCCUGAGUUCAAUUCUUUGGCCGUCAUUUUUUCACGUUUUUUACUGCAUAUUCUGAAAAAUAACAAAAAGAACAAAAAAAUGCGGAAGGAGGACUCAAACCAGCUACCUCUCAACGCGAAUAACAUAUGGUCACCACUACGCCAAAGUAAGGGAGUUGUCUCAAAAGAGAAACAAAGACAAUUUAUUUGACCUUGAGCAUUCAAAUUCAGAUUAUUCAAAAAUUUCGGUAUUUUUUGCUCGGGAUAGGUAUUUCUCGUGGGGCAGCGAGAAACUCGGUUACCGCUCUGUAUCCGUUUUUCUCAGGCGGUACCCAAAACUAUGAUACAACCACACCCUUCUGAUCAUCCAACCACUGAUUGAUUCUCGAGGGUCGCUUUUUUUUUUUUUGAGGGGUGACCUGCAUGAAAACAACUUGUCCAGUAUCGAGGGCCCAACAUGGUAUGAUGCGUCGCUGGAUGGAUUGUACGUCUGCGUCACUUUUAGAUAGACGGUUGCUCCACACAUAUCCUGGGGCAUAAAAAAAGGCGCACGAGGUGCAUGAGGGGGGCUCGUGUCCUAGUCACAGCUUUGCCAACUUGUUAGUUUGUGUGACAGCGAAGUAGCACAAUGACCGACUAGUGACAGGGCCAGAGCAGCAGUGCAAGAAAGGGAAACCUGUCGAUGCCAUUGUGUGACUAAUAUAAAAAAUGCCACAAUUAAAAAUAGGAAAAUUUCUCAAUCACAUCUUUUACUUCAGAAGCAUGUGGGUGAUAGGUUGACGGAGACAAUUUUUUAGAUAGGCGACGGAUUCUAGAAUGGUUUGUUCUGGAAAAGAGUGUAAAAUGUGUAUGCCAUGCAUGCAGGACCGUCCCAUGGGGGUACACCUACCUGUUUGUCAUUUUGGCUUCGUUUUGUCUAGUAAAAGUACAACAGAUCCAUUAGCCAAAACAAGAGCGAAUCAAACCCAGCCCACCACUGAACCGCGUAGAUUUGGAGGGGAUAUAUAUGUAAAACUAUUGGCUAGCUCCUCAAGGCGAUCAUAAUUGCGCCAGCUACAUUUUGUUCUCAAAAUUCAGUAAACAUAUGAUUACUUUGAAGCACUGCGUGCUGCCACCUGCUGACUUUGCUAGUUGAGUUCAACCUGUCACAGUCAUUUCAUUAUUGUUAUUUUCAAAAGAAACACGAGCAUUACAACUAUUAAGACAUACUCCCUCCGUUCGGAAUUACUUGUCGCAGAAAUGAAUGUAUCUAGAUGUAUUUUAGUUCUAGAUACAUUCAUAUCCGAGACAAGUAAUUCCGAACGAAGGGAGUAGUUUGCCAACAUGUCAUCAUGUGCAUCGAUGUCAUCACCACUUACAACGGAUGAGGGAGAGUGGGUGUUUGUAAACUGACAAAUCUAACUAAAUGAUAGUACACCUUUUUUUCUGAAAACUUCACGGGAGCAUUCUAGCACUUCCUCUCUAACUAAAUAUAAGACAUUUUUGUAGUUUGUACAAAAGCGUCUUAUAUUUAAUUAGUUAUAGAGGUAGUAUCUAUUAGAGGAGAAGAAGCGAACCAAUAUAUGCUCCAUAUACACUAGUCUUUGCCUAGCUGGGGGGGGGGGGGUGGUCCAACAUCCUGCACUACACACUACUCUGCCAGAGGCCAGCCUUCUAACUCUCAUAUCCUCACGGGUGUUGAAAAUAGGCUGUAACGGAACUGUGAUCAUUCAUGAAAAUUGUAGCAUUCCAGUCCUUCCAAAUGCGCGGAGCACACUCCUUCCUGUCAGGCUCUCAACCUUCGUAAUCAUUGCCCUGUUCGCUACCAUCAGGCCUUGAGAAUAAUCGGGUUGGUGGUCGAUGUUGGCGCAAUAAUCUGAAAUUCUGCACCACAACAACGGAAGGCAGGGAGACACGCAUUUGUUUGGAUCGACAAAAUACUUAUCAGCAAGUCACCUCACUUGGAAGGGAUGAUGUGGACUGAAUCGGUGUGUGGCGAUCCGCGUGCGACAUUGUCAACUAUCAUCACGCGUGGCUAAUGAGCACUGACGUUCACUCUCCCUGCUUGUCCCUACGUUACGUGCAUCCACGUCUCGUUUCUAUCAUAACACAUGCCUUCCAUGUAUACCUCAUAUAAUUGCCCCUUCUCUUCUCCCAUCUCAUCUGCCCCCACUUUCUUCUAUAUAUGAGCUGCUUCCGCUUGCUCCUCACUCCAGUGGAAGUGUGGAACCCCACGAAUCAAGCAAGACACCCCCACGACCACCGGCGAUUGACCAUGGCGGCCGCCAACGCAUUUACCAGCGCUUCCAUGCCCUGCGCUGCGAGCCUGAGCGGCUCUGCCAAUGUGAUCGCCGUGUGCCCACGCUCCGUGGCUGCCGCGAGGACGUCGCCCUCGUCGUGCUUGCGUCCUGCGCGGUGCGCCGCCGUCCGGACAGCAGCGCCCGUGGCGGCAACGUCGGAGGGUGACGAGAGGCGGUUCGAGCAGCUGGCGGUCCCGCCGGAGCUGGUGGAUGAGCUCGUGGAGGAGGCGCUCGUCUGGUGCUCGCAGCACGGCCUCGUCGUCGGCGACAAGAACCACCCGAGAUCAGGAAAGGCACCCGGUGUUGGUCUGCUCCAUGCUCCGUUUGCUCUCUUGCCAAUGUCAUUCCCAAAGGUUUACUGGGAGCAGGCGCUUGAGUUGGCUCCACUUUUCAAUGAGCUCGUUCACCGUGUCAGCCUCGAUGGAGACUUCUUGCAGCAGACUUUGGCGAGGACAAAAGAAGUGGAUCCAUUCACUAGGAGGCUUCUAGAUAUUCACUCGAAGAUGAUGGAACUGAACAAGAAAGAGGACAUUCAGUUGGGUCUAACCAGGUCAGACUACAUGGUAGAUGGGGCAACGGACAAGCUUCUUCAAGUGGAGCUCAACACGAUCUCCACAUCCUCCAAUGGUCUUGCUUGUGGUGUAUCUGAGCUCCACAGAAAUCUGAUCAGACACCAUGAGAGGGAACUUGGUUUGGAUCCAGCUAGUGUUGUUGGAAACACUGCGAUAACCCAGCACGCCGAAGCAUUAGCCACUGCAUGGGCCGAGUACAACAACCAAAGCGCAGUAGUUCUGGUCGUUGUUCAAGCAGAAGAAAGGUACAUGUAUGACCAGUACUGGAUCACGGUCGCGCUGAGAGAAAUGUAUGGGGUCACGACUAUUCGCAAGACAAUGGCAGAAAUAGAAGCGGAGGGGGAUCUUCGUCCUGAUGGGACGCUCGUGAUAAAUGGACGCCCAGUUGCAGUAGUUUACUUCAGGGCAGGCUACUCACCGGCUGAUUACCCAUCAGAAGCUGAAUGGAGAGCAAGACUCUUGAUCGAGCGUUCUUCUUCUAUUAAGUGCCCAUCAAUAGCACACCAUCUUGUCGGUACAAAGAAGAUUCAGCAAGAACUGGCAAAGGAAAAAGUGCUUGAAAGGUUUCUUGACAACAAAUCCGACAUCGAAAAUGUACGAAAAUGCUUCGCAGGAUUGUGGAGUUUGGAGACUGACAAUAUAGUCAAUUCCGCUAUUGAAUCACCGGAGUUGUUUGUUCUCAAACCACAAAGGGAGGGUGGAGGGAACAACAUUUACGGUGAUAAUCUGCGUGAAACGUUGAUUCGCCUUCGGAAGGAUGGAAGCAAUGAAAUUGCAGCAUACAUCUUAAUGCAAAGGAUAUUCCCACCAACAUCCCCCAGCUAUCUUGUCCGUGAGGGAACUUUUGUUAGGGAUAAUGUGGUUUCUGAGUUUGGAAUAUUUGGAGCCUACCUGAGGAACAAAGACAAGGUCAUUAUAAAUGAUCAGUGCGGUUAUUUGUUGAGGACGAAAGCAGCUUCACUAAAUGAAGGUGGGGUGGUCGCUGGAUAUGCGUUUUUGAAUAGCAUAUUUCUGACAUGACAAGGCCGGUUAUCCACGAGCUACGCACCGGAUCCAUAUGUAGUACUUACAUCAGCAUGUGGAGGCUCGGGGCUUCUAGACUUUGGAUGCCAGCAAUUGGAGAUGGCCGUACGGGCUAUAUGGUAGCAUAGAACUAGGUUUAGUAAUGCAUGAGAGUCUUAUGUACAAAUGUAUUGUUCUUGGUUGUGUCCUUUUUAUCUAUUUAUGUAAUGCCCUAAAAAUUGUAUAAUAAAUGGCUAUGCGCAUCAAUCGAUGUUGAUGCCCGGUGUAACACACCUCCUUUUCUAAAAAUAACCAAAAGGCAAAUAAUCGGGCAUAA
This is a messenger RNA of Triticum urartu, 6210 nucleotides long. Its product is annotated as glutathione synthetase, chloroplastic. NCBI's taxonomy places the organism in Eukaryota, Viridiplantae, Streptophyta, Magnoliopsida, Poales, Poaceae. Gene Ontology annotation, biological process: glutathione biosynthetic process. Gene Ontology annotation, cellular component: cytosol. The record is from RefSeq and is a predicted model, not a curated record. Gene Ontology annotation, molecular function: glutathione binding; ATP binding; glutathione synthase activity.